Molecule: messenger RNA, 3612 nt
Organism: Brettanomyces nanus
Lineage: Eukaryota; Fungi; Ascomycota; Pichiomycetes; Pichiales; Pichiaceae
Exons: 1
Coding region: 1-3612 (1203 amino acids)
Biological process (GO): positive regulation of DNA-templated transcription
Cellular component (GO): mediator complex
Source: RefSeq, a predicted model, not a curated record
AUGACGCAACAAGCAAUUAGCGAUACGCUAGUUAGAAGAUCGCAAGGUGGUAAUCAGAGACGCCUUAUUUCAUGGUCUAGACAGGGUCAUUUGGCCUAUAGUGCCAAGCCUAAAAAUGGUUCUGCUAAUCUCUUCAUCACAUUCUUAGAAUGUGUUGAUGGUUGGACCUGGCAACUUGCACCACCUACCCCGUUUAGAGUUGAGAAUUUCGUUUCUGAUGGUCCCACGGAUUCUGGAAAUUUACUUUUCGAAGGAAGAAGACAAGAUGGUAAUGCAGACGUGAAGUUUCAACAGCAUCAACGACAGUAUGAACAGCUACCCGACUUGGACAUCGUCUCAUUUAGCAACACAGGCUGGGAUUUGUUUACAGCUGACUCAAACGGUAAUGUGUCAAUUCUUGUAACUGGUAUCAAGAAGCUGGUUCAUAAUAAAGAUUUUACCCCUCCUUUAUUUAACUCGCAGCAGUCAGGAGGUAAUGGAGGCAAUACCAACGUGAAUUCAUCGUCCAACGUGCCCUCAUUUCCACCUAUACAGUAUUCUAGGACGUCUUUCAAUACUGCAGAAUUGUUCUACUCGGAUUCGACAAACCUUCCUCUUCCUGAACUUUCCACCACGAAACAGAGAAGACUCAAUCAGUUGGUAACUAUGAAAUGGCUGAACAUUGAAAAGCCAGUGAUAGCCAACGCCCCUGCCGUGAAGAGCAAACAAACAGCAGACUCCAUUGUUCCCAGUGGAUGUGCUGCCAAAAUGGGUGCUGCCUCCCAGGAUGCUGGUGGCUACUAUUAUGUAUACAAUGCUCAUCAGUACAAGCCAUACGGUGCCAUGCAUCCACUAGCUACAAAACAGGCUUGUAUAGGAAUUCGACGCAACGGAAAAAUAUGCUUGUGGCAUCAAGAGGAUCAUGGUAUUGACUACAAAAGAGUGUGCGCUUCGUUGGAUUUAGACUGCAUUGAUGAUGAAGUUCUCGACUCUGCUAUCGCUUUUUCCAGAGAGGGGAGAGUCAUAGUGGCUGUUCACACCAUUGCAUCCAAUUCGCUAAAGUUUUAUGAUGUCGAAAUUGAUUGGGGAUAUUUAAUCGAAGCUGCAAAGCAUUUAGCAAAAAUGCCAGGUUAUCGGGUUCCUGACAACGAGAGAAUAUCUCCAAAACUAGUCAUCCGAAAGAUUUUCAAGUAUAAUCUCGGAGACUUGUCUGCAAACAACCAGAGACUUGUGUCUAUAGAUAUGAUAUCACCAAACUACCAUCAAUCAACCGAGUUGGAGGUUUUGCUUACCUUUGAAAAGGAAAGACGAUAUAGCAAUGAUCCGGUGGAAACUACUUUGGUGCGAUAUCAGUUGAAGGAACUUCCUUACCUCAGCACCAUUCAUCAUACCUUCAAGGAUAUUGCUAAGAAGACGGGUGUUGACACAGAGCAGUUGAAAGCCAGAAAGAACUACGACAUGAAAUUUAUGCAGAAACUUAACUUCAAUGAAUCCAUUGUUUGCGUUCAGGCAAUGAAUCUUGACAUGAUCAUCUGCAUUACUUUCUGUAAUGGUAUGAUAAAGACGCUUGAUAGAAACACGUUUGAGAUAGCGGAUAAUCUCUACCAACAGAAAUUCAGUUCAGAAUCGGAGAGCCCAUUUUUACCCUCCGCUAUCAACUCUUUGUGCGAUGCAGGAUUUGAGUUUCCUCAAAUGGACUUCCAGCCAGUAUACUGCUGCAUAUCUCCCAAUAUAUGUACCUAUGUGGCGCUACCUUUUGAUGAGUCUACCUUAUACAUUCGGUCUGCGGAGGCUAAUAUUGAUGAUAGUUUUCACAAGACUAAAAAUACCGGCUUGCUCUUGGCUACUGCUGCUGCAGUGGCUCUGAGGCACACAAGCGCAUGUUAUUUGGGAUUCUUCACCGAUGACUUGAUUGCCAAUAUUAGGACAGAAUUGGAGCACGUUUCUAGGACUGUAUCGGAAGGAUAUUCUUACAGGCUCCUAGUUGCCAUCCUUCAAGAAGCUCAAAGAGCUAUCAGUCUCAACAUAGAUAUAUCAGCAGAACAAACCGAUAAGAUGUCACAGAAUCAGCCUUUGCAGAGAAUACUGACCUUACAGCUCUCUUUAGGAACAGGGAAAAACUGGAAGAGAAAUAGAAGCGCCAAGGUGGCCCUCUCUUUAGUAAACAUGAGAUUUGUCGCAUCAUCUGUAAUGUACGCUAUUCACACCAUUUAUUCCAACAUCCAGAGAUUCUCGAGAAAAGGACUGAAUAUUCCGGAUACCUAUGUGAACUCUAGAGUUAGAGAGGACAGUAUCAUCUAUAUUAUUGGAGUGAUAAGAUGGUGUUUGGAUUACGUGGUUCUCUUGAGUAAGGAACUAUUGGAGUUAAAGAAUGCCUUCAAGAGAAAUAAUAAGCAAGAGAUUGAAAAGCUUAUCAGUACCCUUUUUGUGGUUCCUCUUAUUCUUGGCAAGGUUCCGAGAGCUUUUCUUCUUUUCUCCAUCGCAAAUAUAAGACGAUUAUUUUCAUUUGUUCAAAAGUUUGUGGAGAAAAACUAUUCAGGUUUAACAGCAUUGAUCACACCAGAGAAUCCAAUGGGCGCCUUCAAAGCUGUUGAAAAACAGCUUCUAUUGACACCUUCUAGUUCUCUUGCGGACGAUAUUAACGAGGCCGCUAAUUUGCAGAAUGGUAACGCAACUGCCGACAAGAAUUCUAAUAUAACUCAUGCAAUUACCUCACACCCUACUGUGGAAGCUUACUACAGGAUUGGUGCUAUGAUAGAGAACUGUCCAAUCCCUCUUCAAGCCUUUGAGAAAUUCCUUGCAGAUGCGGAUGCACCACUUCGGAAUUUGAGGCUUGAUCCUUCUACAUCGUUAGCGGUAGAACAGCAAAUUGUGUGUCAGGGUUAUGUGGCCAAAAACUUCAUUGAACCAUUGAGAAGGCUAUGCGAAGUUUUUAAUAAGACCAUAAUUUGCUCGCCACUGGUGGAUAUACCUAGUGUGUAUUUUUAUGAUACGCAAUGGCUUCGAUUGGAUGGUUAUAAUGAUGAGGAAGAGCUUGAAGAGUACUUUGAUGAGAGGCACUUGAGUGGAAUUGACAAAUUAAGUGAGCUUGCAAGUGAUUCUGUGCAAGUGAAAAGCGAAUUUGCUGGAAUGACACCUCCACUAUCAAAGAAGAGCAAAUCGAAGGUGGAAGACGUUCUUCUUGAACGUACAGACUACGAUUUUUCUAAACGAGGCGCCAGAAGAUUAAUUUAUAUGAACUGCUAUGAUGGAUUGGUGCUAGACACUCUGCGAAAGCAGUUAGUGAAAUCAUCAGAGUUUGUUCAGUAUGAUAAAACAAUGAUCGAUGGAAUUACAGGAGCAGGGGGAGGCACAAUGGCUACUGGAGUACCUGGAAACGGAACUACGGUAGGUGGGUCACCUCAGGGUACAGCUACAGUCGCAGGAGUCGAUAAUAAUAGAUCAGUUAUUCAUUCAAGCGCCAGCGCAGAGUCAAAAAAAAUUACUCUGAGGUUCUGCAUCCGGUGUGGUGCUAUAUCUUCUGUACACGACGAGAUGUUGUUUGUUCCAGGCCAUCCAAGCUUGAUAGAGAACCCAGUGUUUCAGCAUUACCAGAGGAUAUGUUUCUGUGGAGGGUCCUGGGCAAAUAUUUGA